AUGUACAUCACUCUCUACUACAUAGUCACCCGCCUCCCUGACUCCCUUCGCGUAGUGAGGGACCACUUUCUCUCAGUCUGUCCCACCACUCUCACUGUUGACCUCCUCGAGAAGGCCCUCCUAGCAACGGAGAAGAGCAUAGUCGCUGUAAGGGCCUCUCGUGGUGACCCGCGCACCCCCAUCUUUGAGGGGUGUUCCCCCUCCCCUCUCUUGCCCUCUGUUGCCUCUGCUGCUGCGGCCGACCUUGUUGGUCUGGAGUCGGUCGGUGCGGCGUCUACCCCUAGUAGGAAGCGUCGCUCUGGCAAGGGCAAGGGGGGCAGGGGCGGUGGAGGAGCUAGCGGGGGUGGUGGAGGCGGCGGUGGAGGCAGUGGAGGGGGUGGGGGUGGUGGUGGGAGUGGUGGCGGGGGUGGAGGUGUCGGUGGCGGCAGUGGAGGCGGAGGCGGCAGCGACGGUGGCGGUGGGAGCGGAGGUGGUGGAGGUGGCGGAGGUGGAGGAGGCGGUGGCGGAGGAGGAGGAGGAGGAGGUCGUGGCUCUUCGCAGAGGAGUGGCUCCGAUGGUGGCCAGCGCCAGCACCAGCAGCGCAGUCGCGAGACCCUGUCCCCUCAGCAGCUCCGUGAGUGGUACUCUGCACGCCAGCGGGGUGGGGGUACUGGUCCGUGCACCUACAUCCUGCGCACCGGCGACCGUGCGGCCUGA
Molecule: messenger RNA, 696 nt
Organism: Closterium sp. NIES-65
Lineage: Eukaryota; Viridiplantae; Streptophyta; Zygnematophyceae; Desmidiales; Closteriaceae
Source: the annotation of a GenBank genome assembly